AUGUCGAAGGACGGCGGACCAACGGUCGCCGUGAAGCUGUUCAUCGACAAGGAGAAGAGAAAGGUGCUGUUUGCAGAAUCUGACAAGGAGUUCGUCGACGUCCUCUUCAGCUUCCUCACCAUGCCUCUCGGCACCAUCGUUCGUCUCUUCGACAAGCGGUCUCAGGUAGGAUGCCUUGACGAGCUGUACAAGAGCGUUGAGAGUCUCGGUGAAGAUCACUUCCAAACCAAGGCGUGCAAAGCGAUGCUUCUUAGCCCGCUCAAUGCUGAAGCAAUUGAUUGCAAUCCGCUUAAAGUGAAAAUUGCUGACGAAAACCCAAUGUAUCGCUGCAAAAAUGCUAGUUGUGGCUAUUCAUCAUUUAGCUACGUCCCUGAUGCUAUUUGCGGCUGUGGAACUAUUGUUCAUAUCCCGAAGUUCAUCAUAACUGAUGAUCUCCAAGUUGCUCCUGCUUCCACAAGGGUCAUGUUUUCGCUGAUUGAAAAAUAUGGUAUACCGGAAAAGGAGAAUAUCCAGGAGAAGGUGCUCCAACUCAAUUGUGCCAAGCUGAUUGGUUUGCUUAGGAGAGCAUUGCUGACGAAGCAAGCCCUAACAGGACUUUAUUUCAAUGUUGCUAUCCCGCCGAAUGCUACAGACAUGUGUGUGCUCCCUGACAGUGUUGUCAAAACAGGCACUUGA
Triticum urartu is the source of this 675-nucleotide messenger RNA. Lineage: Eukaryota; Viridiplantae; Streptophyta; Magnoliopsida; Poales; Poaceae. The record is from RefSeq and is a predicted model, not a curated record.